AUGGGUGCUUCAAACCCUGCCCUGUCGGCCCUUUCGGGGCCAACAUAUGUCACUGCCCAGGACUUGAUCCAACAAGUUGCCUACUUGUUGAGUGACAAGAUCUUCUCCUACUCCCCCGAGUCCUUCGACCUCGAUGCCGCGCUCCGCCAAUGGUCUGAGGCCCAAGAAAUCAACGCCAAUGGGGAAUCACCUGUUGUCAAGGCCAUGGAGACCCGUCAGGGUGCCGGCAACAUGGCUCUGGGUUACCUUUUCUCCCAGGACUUCGACUUGAAGAAGCGCCAUGUUCCUCAGGGAAUCGUUGCCUCUUCAGCCACCCUCCCUUAUAUGCGCUCUGCCCUUGAGCAACUCUCUUUGUUGUACUCUGUGGCGAGCCCGGUGGCGGCUCACGUUGCCGCCGUCGACUAUGCCGGUGAAGACGGACUUGUGUCCGACUAUGCCUCCGCCCUUUCUCUGGCUGAGGACCUCGGUUUCGGUCUUGUCUCCAGUGGCUCUGCCCACGAGUCUCAGCACAUGGCUUUGUUCACCACACUUUUGGCAUCUAUCCUGCCGUCCAUCCAUAUCUAUGAUGGUGUCCGUGUCGGCCGUGAGAACACCCGUGUCAUUGAUGUACUUGACAAGGCUGGCCUUGCUCGUACCUAUGAGACAGUUCGCAAGACUCUGGAUGACUCCCGCAACCGUCACCUUGAUUCGCAAGGCAAGGCCUUGGAUCUUCUCAAGACCCUGAAUGGCGAGCUUGGCACCGACUACGGUGCUUUCGAGUACCACGGCCAUGCCGAGCCUACUUCCGUUCUUGUUGUCUUUGGUACUGUUGAGGCUACUCUUACCGCCCAGGUCGCUCGCUCGCUGGCCAAGAGCGGUGUUCAGAUCGGUGUUGUCAAUGUUCGUGUUUACCGCCCAUUCGUCGAGGAAGAGUUCCUGCGCGUGCUGCCCCAGUCUACCAAGACUGUCGGUGUUCUUGGCCAGGUCGUAGAUGAGCAGGCAGUCCAAGAGGAAGCCGUUCACUCUGCCCUUUACGAGGAUGUGCUGGCUUCUUUGGCCUUUGCCACCGGCCGUGAACAUGCUCCCUCUGUUGUUGAGAUCAAGUACCCUCGCUCUCAGUCUUGGGACCAAAUUACCACUGCUGCCGCUUUCCAGCGCAUCUUCGACAAGCCCAUUCUGCCCAUCGACAAUGCAAUCAACGCGACCAGCCCCCUGCAGCUGCUCGACUCCGCCAAUGUCCAGGAAUACACCUUCUGGGAUGUUGACAACUCUGUCUCUGAAAACGCUACCCGCGCUCUGAGCCAAGCUCUCGCUGCUGACUCUGCCAGCAAUGUUACCACUAGCAAGACUCUUGACAACCUGGUCCAAGGUGGUGCCAUCCGUGUCGAUAUCCGCAAGAGCGCCAAGAUUGUCGACGCUCCUUACUCGAUCACCACUGCUGACGUUUCCUACGUUGGAAAGAUUGCUCUGCUCAGUGACGUUGAUGUGCUUGCGUCCGUCAAGGACAAUGGCAAGGUCAUUGUGAGCGCUCCUGGCGUGUCCAACGAGGAUCUCGAGAAGAAGCUGCCCGCUACCUUCAGACAAACCAUCGCCCAGCGUGGAAUCUCACUCUUCGUUAUUGAUUCCUCCGCCAGCGAGGAUGCCUCUCUGAACGAGCCAAUUCUGCAGGCUGCUUUCCUUCGUGUGGCUCUGCCUUCCCAGGAGGGCUUGGCUGUGCAGAAGCUGUCCUCCGUCACAGGAAAUGCCGAGGCCCUUGAGACUGUCUCCAAGGACCUUGACAAGCUUCUUCGUCAGAUCGAAGUUCCUGAGUCUUGGAAGGAACCCGAAGGUGUCAGCGAGGCGACCCAGCUUCCCAAGGACAUCUCCGUCAACAGCUUCUCGCCAUUCUACAAGGAGGAGACCGAGGAGCCCACUCUCCUUCGAGGCUGGGAGACUGCCGCUACUGGUCUGGCAUUCAAGGAGGCUUUCGGCACCCACAACGCCCUCCGUCCCGAUUUGGCAACCAAGACCUUCACCGUCCAUGUCAAGGAGAACCGCCGUCUUACUCCUGUUACUUAUGAUCGUAACAUCUUCCACAUUGAAUUCGAUCUGGGCGAGACUGGCCUCACUUACGACAUUGGCGAGGCCCUUGGUGUCCACGCCGAGAAUGACCCUGCCGACGUCUCUGAAUUCAUCGCCUUCUACGGACUUGAUGCCGAUGCUGUCGUCGAGGUCCCUAGCCGCGAGGACCCCAACGUUUUUGAGAACCGCACUGUUUACCAGGCCUUGACCCAAAACGUCGACAUCUUCGGUCGUCCACCCAAGCGUUUCUACGAAGCGCUCGCCGAGUACGCCACUGAUGAGAAGGAGAAGACCGAGCUGAGAACCCUGGGAGGCCCUGAUGGUGCCACCGAGUUCAAGCGCCGCGCAGAGGUUGACACUGUCACCUUCGCUGAAAUUCUCCUCGAGUACCCCUCUGCUCACCCCGACUUCCACGAGAUUGUCCGUAUCAUCGGUCCUCUGAAGCGUCGUGAGUACUCCAUCGCCUCUUGCCAGAAGGUGACCCCCAACAGCGUCGCACUGAUGAUCGUCGCCGUCAACUGGGCCUCGCCAAGUGGUAAGGAUCGCUUCGGUCUUGCAACCCGCUACCUGAGCAGUCUCCGAGUUGGUUCUCCCAUCACCGUCAGCGUCAAGUCUAGUGUCAUGAAACUGCCACCACUAUCCACCCAACCCCUCAUCAUGGCUGGUUUGGGUACUGGCCUUGCUCCUUUCCGUGCCUUCGUGCAGCACCGUGCUCUCGAAAAGGCCCAGGGCAAGGAGAUUGGAUCCGUCCUUCUGUACAUGGGUUCGCGUCACCAGCGCGAGGAGUACUGCUAUGGUGAAGAGUGGGAAGCCUACCAAGAAGCCGGUGUCAUCACUCUGCUUGGUGCUGCUUUCUCUCGUGAUCAGCCCGAGAAGAUUUACAUUCAGGACCGCAUGCGCCAGAGUCUGGAUGCCAUUCGCAAGGCGUACAUCCAAGAGGAUGGUGCGUUCUACCUGUGUGGACCCACCUGGCCCGUGCCCGAUGUGACAGCUGUGCUUGAGGAGGCGAUUGGCGCUGAGGCCAAGGCCAACGGCAAGAAGGUUGACACCCGCAAGGAGAUUGAAAAGCUCAAGGAUGAGGAGCGUUACGUUCUGGAGGUCUACUAG
Messenger RNA from Penicillium angulare, 3147 nucleotides. RefSeq names its product sulfite reductase subunit alpha. Gene Ontology annotation, cellular component: cytosol. Lineage: Eukaryota; Fungi; Ascomycota; Eurotiomycetes; Eurotiales; Aspergillaceae. Bases 1 to 3147 code for a protein of 1048 amino acids. Gene Ontology annotation, molecular function: sulfite reductase (NADPH) activity; FMN binding; flavin adenine dinucleotide binding. The record is from RefSeq and is a predicted model, not a curated record. The transcript has a single exon.